Molecule: messenger RNA, 261 nt
Organism: Priceomyces carsonii
Lineage: Eukaryota; Fungi; Ascomycota; Pichiomycetes; Serinales; Debaryomycetaceae
Exons: 1
Coding region: 1-261 (86 amino acids)
Source: RefSeq, a predicted model, not a curated record
AUGACUGGCAUUACAACAAACAUUCAUGGUUCAAAAAAGUCUAUGAGUAUCAAAACUAUCUUCUCGAAUAAAUUGGGACGGAAAAGAAAAGAAUUAAAAACCAUCUUUAAAUCAAUCAUAGGAUUGUUUGGAUACACUAGAGUAUUGAAUUCUGGAUCGGACACUAAGGUAAAGUCUUUCGCUAUCAAGCUUAAUUUUGAUAGUCGUGACUGGGCCAGAUUGAGGAACAAAGAUCACAGGAAAACUAAAAUUAAUAUAUAG